Molecule: messenger RNA, 6408 nt
Organism: Triplophysa rosa
Lineage: Eukaryota; Metazoa; Chordata; Actinopteri; Cypriniformes; Nemacheilidae
Gene: map4k3b
Product: mitogen-activated protein kinase kinase kinase kinase 3b
Exons: 33
Coding region: 155-2752 (865 amino acids)
Biological process (GO): protein phosphorylation
Molecular function (GO): MAP kinase kinase kinase kinase activity; ATP binding
Source: RefSeq, a predicted model, not a curated record
CAUGCGUACGCGCACAGGAGGCCAUGUUGUUGUAGUUCGCUGGGACUGGACCGUCAUAUCCCACCGCUACUGUAUGUCUCAGCAAUCAUCGCCCCCCCUCCCGUUUAUGACAUCGGGACCUCGUAAAUAAACCGGUGGGAGCAAACGGCGAACGAUGAAUUUAAGUUUGGAUCUGUCGCGGAGGAACCCCCAGGAGGACUUUGAGCUGAUCCAGAGGAUCGGGAGCGGAACGUAUGGAGAUGUCUACAAGGCUCGUAAUGUCAGCACUGGAGAACUUGCUGCUAUCAAAGUCAUCAAACUAGAACCAGGAGAAGACUUUGACGUGGUGCAGCAGGAGAUUAUUAUGAUGAAAGAUUGUAAACACUCAAACAUUGUGGCAUACUUUGGCAGUUACCUCAGGAGAGAUAAAUUAUGGAUCAGUAUGGAAUACUGUGGCGGCGGUUCACUCCAGGAUAUUUACCAUGUUACCGGGCCCUUGUCAGAAUCCCAGAUUGCAUAUAUGUGCCGGGAAACACUGCAGGGUGUUUACUAUCUCCAUAACAAAGGCAAGAUCCACAGAGACAUAAAGGGAGCAAAUAUUCUGCUAACAGACAAUGGCUAUGUUAAGCUAGCGGAUUUUGGGGUUUCGGCUCAAAUAUCAGCCACUUUAGCAAAAAGAAAGUCCUUCAUUGGAACUCCAUAUUGGAUGGCACCUGAGGUGGCAGCCGUGGAGAGGAAAGGGGGCUACAAUCAGCUCUGUGAUAUUUGGGCUGUGGGCAUCACGGCUAUUGAGCUAGCAGAACUGGAGCCGCCAAUGUUCGAUUUACACCCCAUGAGAGCACUCUUCCUAAUGACUAAGAGCAACUUCCAGCCACCCAAAAUGAAAGAUAAAGUCAAGUGGACAAAUAAUUUUCAUCACUUUGUGAAAAUGGCUUUGACUAAAAAUCCCAAGAAGAGACCCACCGCUGACAGGUUACUGCAGCACCCAUUUGUUACUCAACCACUUAGCCGCACCCUUGCCAUUGAGCUACUGGACAAAGCCAACAACCCUGACCACAGCACACACAGUGAUGCAGAAGAGGAUGACAUUGACCCAGAGUCUCCUGUCUCGGUUCCGCAUCGAAUCCGCUCGACCAGCAGGAGCUCACGAGAUGGAAAGACUCUGUCUGAGAUAAACUUUGAUAAGGUGAAGUUUGACCCGCCUCUGAGGAAGGAGACGGAAGCACAUCAUGAGAUGGAUCUGCAGUUAGAGCCCCAGAGCAUUUUGGGAAAUAACAAGAGUCUAUUAAAAUCUGUUGCUGAGGAACUUAAUCAAAGGGGUCAUGUGACACAUUUAGAGGAUGAGGAGGAGGAUGAAGGUGAUGAUGAUUUGCACUGUAACUCCACAUCAACCAUGAGGCCUAAAGUACCGCCCCCUCUACCACCCAAGCCGAAGUGUCUAUCACCCACUCAGAGCAGUGCAGCUUUAGAGGACAGUAGUGGAGAGGGAACUAUCAAGCGUUGUCCACCUUCUGCGAGCUCCACCCCUCCUGCUCGCCCGUCUUCCUGUGUGCCCCCCAGACCACCACCUCCUCGUCUGCCUCCACAUAGGCGUGGUAGUCUAGGCAAUGGAGUGACUGUCCCAGAGAAUGGAGAGAGAGAAAGGCUGGCUUCACUUCCUGCAUCCAGUUUACAGAAACCUCUCAGUAAUGGUCUGCCACCAACCCCUAAAGUACAUAUGGGAGCUUGUUUCUCUAAGGUGUUUAAUGGCUGUCCACUGAAGAUACACUGUGCCUGCUCCUGGAUAAACCCAAACACCAGGGAUCAGUAUCUGAUUUUUGGAGGGGAGGAAGGAAUUUAUACCCUAAAUCUGAAUGAAAUCCACGAGAGCAGUAUGGAACAGCUGGUUUCACGCAGGUGCACAUGGGUGUAUGUAAUGAACAACUGGCUGCUCUCUAUAUCAGGUAAAGCAUCCCAGCUAUACUCGUACAACCUGACGGGUCUGUUUGAGCAGGCUCGGCAGAUGCAAAAUUUACCCGUCGCCAUACCAACGCAUAAACUCCCAGACAAAAUCAUCCCUCGGAAGUUUACUGUGUCCAAUAAAAUACCAGAUACAAGGGGGUGUCAGAAAUGCUGUGUUGUGCGAAACCCAUACACAGGUCAUAAAUACUUAUGUGGAGCUUUCCAGUCUAGCGUAAUGCUGUUUGAAUGGGUGGAGGCCAUGCAACGGUUUAUGUUAAUAAAGAGUGUAGACCUCACCCUGCCAUGUCCAUUAGAAGUCUUUGAGAUGUUAGUGGUUCCAGAGCAGCAUUACCCGUUGUUGUGUGUGGCAGUCAGUAAAGGAAGUCACCCUGAUCAGGUGGUGACGUUCGGCACUGUCGAUCCCAACGCUGCCAACCCUACUUUCACAGAGCCGGAAACACCUCAGACGUGUGUGAUUCAUGUGACUCAGCUGGAGAGAGACACUGUUCUUGUUUGUCUUGAUCGGUGCAUCAAACUGGUGAAUUUGCAGGGCAGACUAAAAUCCAACAGGAAGUUGUCGACUGAACUCACUUUUAACUUCCAGAUUGAAUCAAUAGUGUGUCUGCAGGACAGUGUUUUGGCGUUCUGGAAGCACGGAAUGCAGGGACGAAGCUUUAAAAACAGUGAGAUUACUCAGGAGAUUUCUGAACAUACACGAACCUACAGGCUGCUGGGUUCAGACAGAGUGGUGGUGUUGGAAAGCAAACCGACAGAUGACCCGACGGCCCAAAGUAAUCUGUACAUCCUCGCGGGCCAUGAGAACAGCUUCUGACAACGCAGGCACUACUGGCAACACACUGCUUUAACACACACUACAUGAUGCACACUACAAAGUACAUGUUACUGAGACAUACACCUCACGUUCAUUUGUAAAGCUACUGAACAUAAGACAAUAUAACUAAACACUACAGAUACUGUUCAAUGGAUAAACAUUUCAAACACUAUAGAUUAAGCUUGGCUUAAAACCAAAAUUUUGGCUUUGGUACCAGCCCCUGGUAACUCAGUAUUGAUACUAAAUUGAUACCAUAUGCUUGAUGGAUUUGCAUAUUCUACAUUUACUAAGCUAAUCAUUUAGAUGUACAUGAAAUCUUGUCACGUAUGGGCAAAUAAAUCCUAUCUUCAAAUCUAGCAGGGUGAUAAAAUAAACAGAUAACUAUUAGAAGAAGACAUUUAACUUCAUUUGCUCAAUGGAUAGAAAUACAUUUGAAUGACACUGUAAGCCAAAUUUAUAAGCUUACCUAAUUUGCUCAUUGUCGGCUUUGGUUAUGUUGCAAGCAUUUGCUUAUGAAGUGUGUCCCUGCUUGUGAAAACCCAGUCAUUUUUUAUGAUUUACUGUUUUCUACAUUAAAUCAUCCUACACAGUAAAGUACAUUCUGUGAAAAUAUAACAUUGAUAUCUUUAAUAUUGACUGAGUAAGGCCAUGUCAAAGAUUGAAAUCAUAGUGAAAUUAAUGUUUGAUAUCAAACGUUGAUGCUUGAAAUAUGAUAAAUCGAUUUUGAGACUUAAGCUUGGUUUUCACAUGCAGGGUCACAAAUUUCAAGCAGGAGGUACCAAAAUUACCAAAGUGUUGGUAUUGUACCAUUUUGUACCAAUUUGGUACUUUGUCAUUUUCCAUACAAGCUUCCAGAUAUAUUUUAAUACACUACAGAAACAAUUUAAUACACCGAACUAGUGCACCAGAAUAUCCGAAACCAUAAUGCAAAAUACUACACACAUUCACAACAGUUGUCUAAAAAUCUAAACAUAUAGCAUGAAUUGCAAAUGUAAGACCAUCUUGUUAUCUUCCUAUCCGUCAGUACUGCAGUAAGAAAAGCUUCUCUCUGUGUCAUACUAAUAACUUUAAAUCUAAUCAUCUCACCAUCCUUUUCUCUUUUGGCCUCUCUCUUUCUCCUAAAGCAAGUCAGUGAUCCGAUUUUCCCACCAGCUGCACAUUUUCUUAACAGCACAAGAACAGAUAGUGGUGCUUUGGGGCAGCUGUUUUUAUCGGCUCUUUCCUAAACGGUAUACUUGAUUGUCAUCGCCUAGAUGUGUCUGUGAAGUCCAUUUAGGACAGAGCCAUGAAUUACAAAUACAAAGGAUUCUAUUUGAAACUCCUACAGUUCAGCUAAUGUAGCUACUUUCACUCUAGUUGUUUAAUAUGAGUCGUUUUCUGUGAUGGCUUGACUACAGUCUCCAGAAACUAGGUAGCUAUCUUAUCCUGUCUUUAUGCUGCCUCUCAUGUAAUUCAAACUGAGGAACACAGAUGCGUUUGUAUUGACCUUCACAUUGUUGCACUGAUCUGCCGCAGUCUUGGUAGAUUUCACAUCGAUGGAUUUAACGGGACAGUUCACCCAAAAAUAAAAAUUCUGUCAUAGUUUACUCACCCUCAGGUUGUUCCAAGUCUGUAUAAAUUUCUUUGUUCUGGUGAACAUGGAGAAAGUUAUUUGGAAGAAUGCUUGUAACCAAACAGUUCUUGGCCACCAUUGACUACCAUAGUAGGAAAAAUGAAAAUGGUAGUCAAAAGUUCAGCAGAACUGUUUGCUUUCCUACAUUCUUCAAAUUAUCUUCUUUUGUGUUAACAGAAUUUAUUUUUUGUCUGUUGUGGCCAAGAACUGUUUGGUUACAAGCAUUUUUCCAAAUAUCUUUCUCUGUGUUCACCAUAACAAAGACGUUUAUACAGUUUAGGAACAAUUUGAGGGUGAAUGAUGACAGAAUUUUUAAAGGAACUGUUCCUUUAAGUGCAGGCAACUAAAUCUCAACUUUGAAACAAAAACUAUUCAGAACAUGUAACAGUAUCUAAUCAUGUUCCUCACCACCUUACAAAACAAGUACUAUGGUAAUAUCAUGGUAACAGUGUCAGAAAUUCACUUUGCAUUAUGGGCAAUUAACUCUGCCCUUUGGAUUUGACUUUGAGAGGUAUUUCCAGCUGCAUGAGGUCACUUUUUCCAAACCAAUAUAAAUAUAGUGUCGUAAUUUCAUGUCCAAUGCUUUGGUUUAGCAAUCAGUCAAACCUUUUAAUUUAUUACUCACAUUAUUUUAUGCACAUUGUAUUCUUUUAUUUUACUGUAAAACUAGACCUAAUAGAUUAAUCAGAUUUGUCAAUGCGUAAUGAAAAUGAAACUAAGUAAUUUCUGACCCUGCAUGGGACAGUGAUGGUAUCAGAUGGUAAUACCUUGGUACUGAAUUAUUACCAUAUUCAUAUACCAUGGUCUUAACAAGGUUCUCUAAAGUACCUCAAACAAAUCAUCCUGUUUGACCUUGGUGCAUGUUUUAAAAUGAAUGGAAUUAUCAUGGUGUAUGUUCAGAAAUUAAUUGGAGUAUGCUAAUAUGAUUGUCCCUUUUUGUAAGUGUUGGAACAAAUCCUGUCUAAAACUGUAAUCUGUGAAACAGCUUUAUGUUUAGUCUUUUGUCUUGUGACCCACUCUUUAAUAGAAAUGGAACAAUUGUAGAGACCAGAAAGAUUGUUUAUUUUAAUAUUUAUGCAGAAAAGCCAAGUUUAUGUUACCAAGCACUGUUAUUGAAGGUUUGCACAAUGUUUUCUCAGAUGCGCAUGUGCUCUGUGUGUGUGUGUGUUAAUCAGUGAGUGCACACUUCUGCUCUGUUUAUGAUGGGGUAUCACAAAUAGAUAUCUGUAAUGCAGACAAACGCUAUUUAUCAGGCAUUCUGUAAAUUUGAUAAAACACAACACAGUGUGACAUGAAUGCAGUAUAUGUAAAUAUGAAAGUGGAGGAGUUUUUAGAAUGUAGCUGUCUGUUAAGAUUCAUAGCACUUCAUCAGUUUGUACAAUGUAUCUAUGUACUAGAUGUUUCUUCCCAAUAACAAAAUCAUGUUUUUUUUAGCUGAAUGGGCAAAUUAAGCAUGUCGUCUCUACCUCUAACAUGCCUUCAUACAGCUUAGAUUGGAUAAUGCUCUACUGGACAUUUUUAAACUUUGGUCACUGGUAAAUGUGUGUGUUACAGCUUUUGAUAUCCGGACAUUUGUCAAACCCGGAUAAAACCAUGUCUGAGCCUCAUCUACAGUAACAUACGGUGGCUGCUAGGUGUCACAGCUCUGCAACGGAAGAAAACACAUGCAAAUAGAAAAAACACCAGCAAAUUCAGAAAGCAUCUUCAUUAGUUUGGCAACACAUGCCCUGCAAAUUCUCGCAAAACAAACACACACAGAAACACGCUGCAAAUUCUCGCAACAAACAAAUACAGAAAAGUGUCACAGGCGACAACAGAACUAGAAAUGUAGUUAAGGUUACGCACUCCCACUGGAGUUUCCUAUUAUGGGCAUUUCGGUAAAAGUCUUCUUUAUAAAAGAAAAAAAAUCCUACGCAAUAUAUACAUCUGUUUGAGGGAAACUUCAAAAACUGAUGCACCUGGCUGGAACGGGCAUCAUUUUACCAAAGACACUAGAUGGAAAGCUUACAACCUUUAGCCAAAAAAGCGUAACGGCUCAUGUUAA